CGAUAUAUACUGUAGUUGGCAGUUGGCAGCGUCACACCCAAGUUAAGUACAAAGCGAGAGUUAAGUAAAUCUGCGCGUCAAAAAGACGUAAAAUAUUUUCUUUUGUGAAGAUUGUACAUUUUUAACAAACAGUAAGCUUGGCAUUCAUGAUGGAAGCACAUGCACGUGCUCCGGAUCCUUUAACAAUAUCUAAUGACAUGGCCAAUAAUUGGCACAGUUGGAAGGAAGAUUUUAUCAUAUUCAUGAAAGUAACUGGAUAUAUUGAUAAACCCAAUGAAAUUCGUGCAAAUCUCUUGAAAAAUCGCAUUGGUAAAAUUGGUAUUGAUGCAAUACAAACUAUGACCUUUGAUAAUCCACAAGAUAAAGAUGACAUGGAUAUAUUGAUUGCAAAACUAGAAGAAUUCUUUAAUCCACCAAAAAAUGAAGUAGUUGAGCGAUAUCAAUUUUUUACACAAGACAAAAAGGAAAAUGAAACCAUUGAACAAUAUAUAAAUAUCUUAAAAGAAAAAGCCAAAGGUUGCAAUUUUAAUGACAUGACAGAUAGUAUCAUACGAGAUAAGAUCAUUCUUGGCACUCAAGACAAAAUACUUCGUAAAAAAUUCUUUGAAACACAGAAUUUAGAUUUGCAGAAACUGGUAGCGAUUUAUAAUGAUUACAAUAUCAAUAUGGAAAAGAUGAAAGAAGUCACUAAAGAAAAUGUAUGUAUGGGCCCCCCACGUACAGAAUCUAUAAGCUUUAUACCAUAUCCAAAGCCCUCGAACCAACCAAAGCCAUCGAACAAUGAUAUAAAAAGAAAAUGUUGGAGAUGCCAUUGUCAACAUCCGCAAGGAAAGUGUCCCGCUUGGGGAUCCAAAUGUACAAAAUGUGGUGAUGUAAAUCACUUUACCCAAUGUUGCAGAGGACCCAAUUUUAAGCCUAAUUUUAAGCCAAAUGAUAAUAAGAUAAAUAAUGUAUUAAAUCCAAUGGGAAAAAAAAAAGUAAAUCUAAUGCAACCAGUUGGUGUUUCAAAGAAUAACAAAAAGAAGAAUCAGGCAGAUUCUAAAGUUAAAGAUAUGGAUGCAACGAAUAAAAUGACUGGUUUUCCAAAUAUUCCAAUAGUAUCUUCUGAUGCUACAAAUUCAACUUUUUGCAACGAUUUUGUAAUGAUAGAUUGGCCAAAUCCAAAUUUAUAUUCCGAUAAUGCCACAAGUCAAUCAUAUUCUUCUGAGAAUACACUAACAGAUCCAAAUCUUUCUCAAAUGUCAGAGGAUGAUCUCCAAGAUUCCUUCAUUUUUUUAUGGUAAACUAUAAUGCCGAAUGCAAUGCUCCAUUACUGUGGAAAAAAAUUAGAUCAAGAUAUGUCCAUUGUCUUUAAUCUCUUAAUUAAAUGUUUCAUGGAUAUAUUUUGCCAUAAGAUAUGCAAUUGAAAGAUUUUUUGUAAAUACUUAACUGUUUUAAAUAUAUUAUUAUACUUUUGAAUAAAACAAUAAUAAAGAAAAAAAAACUGUUAUAACCAAGGGACACUAUUUCAUUGUUUUAUUUAAAAAUGUAUUAUUAUAAAAUCG
Messenger RNA from Cataglyphis hispanica, 1544 nucleotides. RefSeq lists its product as uncharacterized. The record is from RefSeq and is a predicted model, not a curated record. The coding region runs from base 147 to 1283 and encodes 378 amino acids. The transcript is spliced from 8 exons. Lineage: Eukaryota; Metazoa; Arthropoda; Insecta; Hymenoptera; Formicidae.